AUGGGAAGGGGCGCAUGGGAAGGAUCGAAUCCCAGGGACGAUAUCAAUCACAAGUACUGGGACAUCAAAGUCAUUCUCUUCUUUUUCAAACUGAUAGGCCUCGCUCCGUUGGAAAUCCUGAGGAGUGAUUACGCAAAAAAAGUCAGUGAUAAGCAGACGUCCCAGAUUCCAGUGCGCUUGAAGUUCGUGUGUUUUCGCAGCGGUCUCGUCUACAAUGUUAUUCUCACGAUAAUCUACUUGCCCAUAAGUUUCAUCUGCGUUCCGCGUCUUUAUCGAACCCACUAUGGAUACACGACCGAUUUAACAGCCAGUGCCGAGGUCGUACAAACUGUUUUCCGUAUCACAUUGAUGAAUGCACUGUGGUUAUUGACAUCCAUCAAACGCGACCGCAUGGCGAGCCUUUUAAACCGUUUGAUUGAAGUGGAUUCCACCAUUUCUCGCGUGUCCGGCUUCCGGUGGAGGAGCGUAUGUCGAUUACGCGUAAUCAGCGUCUUCAUCGUGCUUAUGAUCGUUUGGAUCUUCCUGACGAUAAGUGACCGGCUGGCUUACAAUACCACGCUGCUCGAUUGCUUCAAUGACAUCGUGCCAAGUUUCGUUAUAAAUCUUUUCAUAUUUCAGUACGCUCUGAUCGUCGAAUUCACCGAAAUACAAUACAGAAAUCUCAAUUCCGCUCUUGUCAGUUUAUCGACUUUUCCGAUCGUCAGGACAUUUCGUUCGUUCACCAAUCACGGGGAAAUAACCCUCACAAACCACGACUAUUUUCCUAAAAUAAUCGACUUUAGACGCGCGCACAAUACUCUUUAUGAAAUCGGCUCCGAUAUCGCGGAUUUUUAUUCGCUGCCGAUCCUGCUCAUCAUACCCUUGUGCUGCCUCGAGAUUAUCUACAGCGCCUACAGCGGUCUUCUGCCGUUGACACGCGACCUGGGAAAUGAUCGUACGUUCGAGGUUACCUCCUCCGUAGCUUGGGUUCUGGUACUCAUCACGCCGGUUGCCGUUCUCGCUAAAAGGGUCGAUGGCAUAACCAAUGAGGUUUCUAUAAAUUCUAGUUAA
Molecule: messenger RNA, 1050 nt
Organism: Venturia canescens
Lineage: Eukaryota; Metazoa; Arthropoda; Insecta; Hymenoptera; Ichneumonidae
Exons: 1
Coding region: 1-1050 (349 amino acids)
Biological process (GO): sensory perception of taste
Cellular component (GO): membrane
Source: RefSeq, a predicted model, not a curated record